Protopterus annectens (West African lungfish) is the source of this 6137-nucleotide messenger RNA. It is a transcript of the gene SF3B3, whose product is annotated as splicing factor 3b subunit 3. The coding region runs from base 423 to 5417 and encodes 1664 amino acids. The record is from RefSeq and is a predicted model, not a curated record. NCBI's taxonomy places the organism in Eukaryota, Metazoa, Chordata, Ceratodontiformes, Protopteridae. The transcript has 34 exons. Gene Ontology annotation, molecular function: protein binding; U2 snRNA binding. Gene Ontology annotation, cellular component: nucleus; U2 snRNP. Gene Ontology annotation, biological process: mRNA splicing, via spliceosome.
UAGAUUUUUUUCACCCCUAAGAUAGUGCUUUAGUGUAUUAAAAUGCAUUUGAUCGCUAAAGCAUAACAUGUAGUAGAUUUUCUAUCAUAAAGUUGUGUUAUUAAUUAUUUUAAUAAAUAUAAACAGGGAAGAGAGGACUUCGUGUGGGAUAGUUUCUGUAUAGGAUCUGGAGACGGGCACGUUUUUGUGAGGCACUUCGCUUGCUAAACAUCGUGGAAUACCAGAAAGACUGGGAAACAGAAUUGUUGUGGCGCUUUGCGUGGUCCUCAACAAGCUGGUAUCAAAAUACAACUUUGAAGAAGACCAGAACAAAAUAUGAUGUAAAAAUCUGAACAUUCUGCAUAAUUGAGAUUUGUCUUGGAAAGGAGCAAAGAGUGACAUUUUGCACAACUGGUGCUUAAACCUUUUAUAUACACAUUGCAAUGUUUCUAUAUAAUCUUACUCUGCAGAGAGCAACAGGCAUUACCCAUGCUAUCCAUGGAAAUUUUACAGGAACAAAACAACAAGAAAUUGUUGUGUCUCGUGGGAAGAUUCUGGAACUGUUACGACCUGAUCCCAACACAGGCAAGGUUCAUACACUGCUUACAGUUGAAGUGUUCGGGAUUAUCCGUUCACUCAUGGCCUUCCGACUAACUGGUGGGACCAAAGACUAUAUUGUGGUAGGAAGCGAUUCUGGUAGGAUUGUUAUUUUGGAAUAUCAGCCUUCGAAGAACAUUUUUGAGAAGAUCCAUCAGGAGACAUUUGGAAAGAGUGGAUGUCGUCGAAUUGUGCCUGGACAAUUUCUUGCAGUUGACCCAAAGGGUCGUGCUGUCAUGAUUGGUGCCAUUGAGAAGCAGAAACUGGUAUACAUAUUGAACAGAGAUGCUGCUGCACGUUUGACCAUCUCAUCCCCACUGGAAGCGCACAAAGCCAACACUCUGGUGUACCAUGUUGUUGGUGUGGAUGUCGGAUUUGAGAACCCAAUGUUUGCUUGCCUGGAAAUGGAUUAUGAGGAAGCAGACAAUGAUCCAACUGGAGAAGCAGCUGCAAACACCCAACAGACGCUGACUUUUUAUGAAUUGGACUUGGGAUUGAACCAUGUGGUUAGAAAGUACAGUGAACCACUGGAAGAGCACGGAAACUUUUUGAUAACGGUUCCUGGAGGUUCAGACGGGCCUAGUGGGGUGUUGAUUUGCUCUGAAAACUACAUCACGUACAAAAAUUUUGGAGACCAGCCUGACAUUCGAUGUCCCAUUCCCAGAAGAAGAACUGACCUUGAUAAGGGAGAAAGGGGCAUGGCAUUUUUAUGCGGGUCUUGCCAUAAAAGUUCUGUAGUGUUUUUUUUUUUUUUUUUGGAAGAACAAGGUCAAGUAUUCAGUGUGGAAACCCUGUCAUUUUUGCAGAGGCUUGUGACAGAAAUCCGUUUGAAGUAUUUUGACACCGUUCCUGUAGCUACUGCGAUGUGUGUCUUGAAAACCGGUUUUCUGUUUGUUGCAUCUGAGUUUGGAAAUCAACAACAUUACAACAAUGAAGAAAUCAACAGGAAACGUGAUGUUCUAACGAAGUUGGUGAAAAGACAUCGUUCUCUAGUUGUUGAAAAUUGUUAUUUUGAACAAUGUAUCGAGUUAAAAAUUAUGCCGAAGGGGUUGAGAUUUUUCAAAUGCCCCAACGGCGUACAUACAGGAGAUGCUAUGUUUGGGACUUUGGUAACAUUCUUCAAUGAAGCAGGUAUGGCAUUUUUAAGACUGCUUAUCGAUCAUAAUGUUGUAAAGAUGUCUAACUUAAAGGAUGAGAUUGAUCAGUUAGAGCAAGAAAUAGCGGACAGUAACGUUUACAAUGGUGAUGUUUUUAAGUCAGUUUUCGAUGAGGUUGAAAAACACUCAUUAGAAAUCACAAAUAGAAAGCAAACAAAAUUACAACGAGACAUUAUUGCGUAUGAAACAAAAACAGCAUAUUCCCAUUUUGUUUCAAACAACAGGGACUAUAACAAUAAACAACAAAGUUAUCAAGGUUUUAAUAGGCGACACUACAGUUCCGUGGUUGCUACCAAAGAAUCUUUUGGUAGUUUUUCUCACGGAAAAGCAACUGCAUGUAUUCAGGGUUCGGAUUGUGGAAACACCAAUGAGGUUUGUACUUCUUUUACAAGGACCAAUGUUGGUUCUUUAAAAACAUCUGAACAGGUUGCUAAUAAUACAGGCGAUAAGAUGGAAGAAAUGCUUACAGCCGAAGAAAACCGUCCUCACGAGAAGCCGGACUUUUCUGAAUUCGAACUCCUCGGGAGACGAGAAUUAACUUCAUUGAAUGACAAUUCGGACAUUAUCAAUCUAACAGAGCAUAUUUUUACACCCUGUGAACUUAGGUUAUUACGUUUAGGUUUAAAUUUUGUGCCCACUAGGAAGGCAGACUUGUGCAGAACUAUUGUGGACAUUAAAAAGUUCACCAGGAAAAUGAACUUGAAUUAUAUAUUAAGCGAUAUUCCAGUUAUUAAGAAACCGCUUAAAAAACCUUCAGAUUAUAACCCCACUCUUAGUAAUACUAUUAAAGUGUUUGAAGAAGCAUGCAUUAGAGAAGUUGAAGGAAUAUUUUUAAAGAGAGGGAAUGAGGAUGAAUAUGAGGUCAUUUCCCUUUAUGACAUCAAGAGGAAACAACGUUUAAUUCAUUCUUUUCUUUAUGAAGCUUUAAUGUGUAAUGAGAUUGACUUGGACGUUUAUGAGUUCUGUGUUAUUAAGAAUCCCAGGAUUGUGGUAGAGGUUGUUAAAUCUGACUUAAGGGGUGGUGAUUACAAAAAUUUUGUAGAACAAAGGGAAACACUUUGGCAAGUCAGAUUAAAAGCUGACAAGCCCCCAGGUCUUAAUGAGACCAUUAAUAUUAAAUGUUUUUUGAAAGGGUCUCGAUUAAAUAUUGACAAAGAAUUAAUAGAAAAUCUGCCUUUUCUACAUUCACUUUUCAUCGCAAACUGUAUUUCAUGUAUUUUCUUCAUUGAUAUCCUACAGAUUGCUGAUUUGGCAAAUGAAGACACACCACAGUUGUAUGUGGCUUGCGGCAGGGGUCCUAGGUCAUCUCUAAGAGUCCUGAGGCAUGGUUUGGAGGUGUCUGAAAUGGCUGUGUCAGAACUGCCAGGUAACCCCAAUGCUGUAUGGACAGUGAGACGUCACAUUGAAGAUGAAUAUGACGCAUACAUCAUUGUGUCCUUCGUUAAUGCCACACUGGUGUUGUCUAUUGGUGAAACUGUAGAAGAAGUGACAGAUUCUGGGUUUCUUGGCACUACCCCAACUUUGUCUUGUUCAUUGUUGGGGGAUGAUGCCUUAGUACAGGUUUACCCUGAUGGUAUUCGGCAUAUUCGUGCAGACAAAAGGGUAAAUGAGUGGAAGACCCCUGGGAAAAAGGUUAUUGUGAAGUGUGCUGUGAACCAGCGGCAAGUGGUAAUCGCCCUGACAGGAGGUGAACUUGUUUACUUUGAAAUGGACCCUUCAGGGCAGCUGAAUGAAUAUACUGAGAGGAAAGAGAUGACUGCAGAUGUAGUAUGCAUGAGCUUAGCCAAUGUCCCUCCUGGAGAGCAGCGUUCCAGGUUUUUGGCUGUUGGGCUAAUGGAUAACACAGUCCGUAUCAUCUCACUUGACCCUUCUGAUUGUUUACAGCCAUUAAGUAUGCAGGCAUUGCCUGCCCAGCCUGAGGCCCUUUGUAUUGUGGAAAUGGGCGGUGCAGAGAAACAAGAUGAUCUUGGAGACAAAUCUAUUGGUUUCCUUUACCUGAAUAUUGGACUGCAGAACGGAGUAUUGCUGCGAACAGUUCUGGACCCAGUCACUGGUGAUCUUUCAGAUACCAGAACAAGAUACCUUGGGUCACGGCCUGUAAAGCUGUUUCGUGUCAGAAUGCAAGGACAGGAAGCAGUGCUGGCUAUGUCUAGUCGUUCCUGGCUGAGCUACUCUUAUCAGUCUCGUUUUCACCUGACUCCACUUUCAUACGAGACAUUAGAGUAUGCUUCAGGUUUUGCAUCUGAACAGUGUCCAGAGGGUAUUGUGGCUAUUUCUACUAACACACUGAGAAUCUUGGCCCUGGAGAAACUGGGAGCAGUGUUCAAUCAAGUUUCUUUUCCUCUCCAGUACACCCCCAGGAAAUUUGUCAUUCACCCUCCGAGCAACAACCUCAUCAUCAUUGAGACUGACCACAAUGCCUACACAGAAGCCACUAAAGCCCAGAGGAAGCAACAGAUGGCAGAGAAUGCAUAUGCGCAAGCUACAGUGGUACCUCAAAAGCAUUUGGUCCCAGCACCAGAAUCGCUUGGAGCAAGUAAUCCUCCUCUUUCCCUGUUUAAAGAAAGAGAUCAGCUGGUCGAUCCAACAAGUCCAGCUAAACCCAGGGCUUCCACUCCAGCUCACCACCCCAACCCAGAGUUAGAGAAGAAAAUGUAUUUUGAUUUGAAUUUUCUUAUAUUGUUCGUUGUCCUUUCCAGUGUUGCAGUUUGCAAGUUUUCCAGUUCUGCAGAUGACUGGUAUGUGCUGGUUGGUGUUGCAAAGGAUUUGAUUCUCAAUCCACGCUCUGUGGCAGGUGGCUUCAUCUAUACAUAUAAACUAAUAAAUAACGGUGAAAAGUUGGAAUUUGUACACAAGACCUCAAUAGAGGAAGUGCCUUCAGCCAUUGCUCCCUUCCAGAGUCGUAUUCUAGUUGGUGUGGGUAGGCUUUUAAGAGUGUAUGACCUGGGAAAAAAGAAACUGCUUCGCAAAUGUGAAAACAAGCAUCUUCCCAACUAUAUUUCUGCCAUUCACACUAUUGGUAGCCGUGUGGUAGUCUCCGAUGUCCAGGAAAGCUUUGUGUGGUUGCGCUACAAGAGGAAUGAGAACCAGCUGAUUAUAUUUGCAGAUGACACUUAUCCUCGGUGGCUUACCACAGCCUCUCUCCUAGACUACGACACCAUGGCAGGAGCUGAUAAAUUUGGUAACAUCUCUGUGGUGCGAUUGCCCCCGAAUACAAAUGAUGAUGUAGAUGAGGACCCAACAGGAAACAAAGCGUUAUGGGAUAGAGGACUUCUGAAUGGUGCCUCACAGAAGGCUGAUGUGUGCAUGAAUUAUCAUGUAGGGGAGACGGUACUUUCCUUACAGAAAACAACCCUUAUUCCUGGUGGCUCAGAGUCUUUGGUAUACACCACCUUGUCAGGAGGUAUUGGCAUACUUGUUCCAUUCACAUCUCAUGAGGAUCACGACUUCUUUCAGCACCUUGAAAUGCAUCUCCGAUCAGAGCAUCCUCCUCUUUGUGGACGUGAUCACCUCAGUUUUCGAUCAUAUUAUUUCCCUGUUAAGAAUGUAAUUGAUGGAGAUCUUUGCGAACAGUUCAACUCCAUGGAUCCAGGCAAACAGAAGGGUGUGGCCGAGGAGCUGGACAGGACUCCACCUGAGGUCUCCAAGAAACUUGAAGACGUUCGUACACGCUAUGCUUUCUAAAGACAGCUUUUUCUUUCCAAUGAAUGCAUACUACAGCUGCAGUCGCUGAGCUGGCUGAACUUUUUAAUAACAGGACUCCUCUGUUUUCUGCUAAAGGAGACAUUAAUUGAAAGUCGUCAAACCGCAGCUGCUGCACCAGUAUGAACUUAAUGCAGGGACCUACUAAAAAGGUUGAGUGACAGCCCCCUCAGCUCUGUGCAUGUCACUCUUGCACAAAUUGACAGCAGUGUAAACAUGUUGAACAAGAAAGUUCAGACUCAGAAUGAUUUAAUUUUUUUUUUUUUUGAAGUUUCUCUCUUUUUAAGAACUGGGAGUUUACUUUGGUACAGCAGUCCUUGGCAUAAUUGAACAGUCUUCACUUUUACCUUAUUAGUAUUUUGAUGUCAGUACUUCUGUUUCUGCUUUUUCAAGUAACUAUAACAGUUUUGUUACUUAAAAAUAAUUUUCUAAAAAGAAAAGUCAGUUUGUGCUUUCAGCACCCAACUUAAUACUAAGACUUGCCAUUUUAUCCGUUAUUUAUUUUGUAUGAUGCUGGGUUAAAAGUGGUAGUCUGCUAUGCAUAGUACGGCCUCACUGUUGAGUGCACUUCAUUUUUUUUUUCAAUGAGUGUGCAAUCUUAACAGCUGCUUUAUAAUGGAUAUGGAAGGAUUUUGAGUAAUAAGAUUUCAUUUCUCAUUCCUUUCCCUGUCAGUAGGUAAAUAAAUUAUAGUAUUUUUAAUA